Messenger RNA from Anthostomella pinea, 1008 nucleotides. Lineage: Eukaryota; Fungi; Ascomycota; Sordariomycetes; Xylariales; Xylariaceae. The record is from the annotation of a GenBank genome assembly.
AUGGCGGGCACCGUCUACGUGCUCGAUAAUUAUUAUCUUGCCAUAACAUUACUCAUCACGAUCGCAUAUCAGCUGUUCUUCUUCUCCAUAGCCUUCUAUUUCAAGUUCGACAAGCUAACCGACUUCGCCCUCCUCGCCAUCCUAACCCUCGCCCUCAGCGGCCACCCCAGCACGCGCCAGGUCGUCGCCUCGCUCUUCAUCACAGUCUGGGCCCUGCGGCUGUCGGGCUUCCUGCUCUUCCGCAUUAUCAAGACGGGCAAGGACGACCGCUUCGACGACAAGCGCGACCGCUUCUUCCCCUUCCUCGGCUUCUGGGUCUUCCAGAUGGUAUGGGUGUGGACCGUCUCCCUGCUCGUGACGGUGCUGAACUCGCCUGACGUCCGGCGCUACCCCGAGGCGCCGUUUGGGACUGGUCGGGACGUCGCGGGCGUGGUCUUGUUUGCGAUUGGGUUCGUCGUGGAGAGCGCGAGCGAUGUGCAGAAGUUCGUUUUCAGGGCGCGGAAUGAUAAGGGGGCUGUUGGUGAUAAGGGUUUCUUUGCCUACAGUCAUCAUCCGAAUUACUUUGGCGACAUCAUCACCCAGUUCUCCAUCUACAUGAUCUGCGUCUCAGCUGCCGCCGAUGGCUAUGUCGGCGGCCAAGCCUUCAAGGCGUUGUACGCCACCAUCGUAGGCCCCUUCUUCCUGACCAUCCUGCUCAUGUUCGUCUCCGGUCUACCCCUGUCGGAGCAACCUGGCGCGAAGAAGCGGUAUGAGAAGGGCCUGAACUGGGAAGGCUACCAGCACUACCUGAACCGCACAAGCAUAUUGAUUCCAUUUCCACCUCAGAUAUACGGCCGACUGCCUACGCUUAUCAAAAGGACGGUCUUUCUCGAGCUUCCGAUGUACGUCUUCGACCCUGCGAAGCAUUCAGACGUCGCCAGGGAACCGGGAGUUGCAGAAGACGAUCGCGAUGGGGCACCGGCUGCAGCGACGCGCCAAAGCGGAGAGCCCUUGACGGGCAAGAGCUGA